GUGGCGGUAGUACAGCACUCCAGUACUGGGGAUGGAAGAAGGAUGAACUAACUUUUCCACGUGUCAUAUUUUCGUUACGCGAUCUAUGAAAGCUGGGGUAUUCUUGUAAAUAUAAAUUAUCCUCAGGGUACUUUCACCAAGGUAAUCGUUAUUCUGCUUCCGUUUUUAUCUUUUUCCGGUAAAUUUCUGCUCUAACCUUUUUUUUUUUCAUCGUUUUGGUUUCGCCAAUAAUGGAACUCUUCUUCCACCAUUUUCCCGGAAAGUCUCGCAAUCGAGAAGAUGGAUCUCUAGACAGAUAAACCUAAAAUCACUCAAAUCUCUGCUCUUCUUCCGAUUUCAGAUCGGAUCAAAUUUGUAUCUAGCUACACUGUUCUCUUUUUUUUUUUUUCCGAUUAAUUCUGAUCGGAUUUUGUUUUUGCUCGAUUUCGAAUUAGGAGAUCGAUCGAUAGAAUGAUUUCGAAUCCACGUCUGUUGUUCUACUCCUGCAUUGCGAAAGGAACAGUGAUUCUCGCUGAGUUUGCUUCAAAGGAAGAGCCAGGAAUCGAAGAUCUAGCUUUGAGAUGCAUUGAGAACAUACCUCCACAUCAUUCGAUGAUCUCUCACACAGUCCAUAAAAGAACCUACGCUUUGAUCAUCGACGGAUUGUUUUCAUAUUUCGCGAUUUUAGACGAGGUCGUAGCGAAAUCGGAGUCUAUAUGGCUCUUCAAUCGAUUGAAAUCAGCUACAGAGUCUCUAAUGGAAGACGGAUCUACGGCGGAUUCGUUGGAUAAUCCGACUCAACACUGUCUCCAAUCAAAGCUUGAUCCAAUUUUCGCUGAGAUCGCUAAUGGUGGUGGUAAUACUAAUAAUAACAAGGAUUUGGAAUUGGAGUUAGGUAUGGCUGGAUCACCGAGGAGUAUAACGAGGGAGAUUAAGAAUAAUCAAAGUUUGGAUUCGUCGAGAGGACGAAAAGGCGGUGCGUUGAUGCCGCUUUUAGGAAAGCCAUUGAGGGUGUUGAAGAACAAGAAGAGAUUGCAGACGGAGGGGAAAAGUGAAGGGAAUUGGAAUGAGAAGAAGAUGGAUUUAGGGGGAGGUAAGGGAGUGAGAAAUGGUUUGAUGAUUCAUGAUCAUCAUAGACAAAAGGCAAAACAGAUAUGGAGGAAACAUGUGUGGAUUGUUUUGAUGUUUGAUCUCUGUAUCUGUGUUGUUCUCUUUGGAAUCUGGCUUUGGGUUUGUCAAGGGUUUCAAUGCAUGGAAGGGUAAUUAUCAUCAAAUCUUUGAUCAUUAAAGUUAUGUGGUUGAAUGUUUUUCAAAAUCCGAGGUGUUGUUUCCAGGGUUUAAAAGAAAGCCUGGUUUACACGUUUGUGAUGAUGUUGUUAUUGUGUUUUUUUGAAGUUGUUCUUCAUGUGGUAAAAGAAAUUAAGAAAGUGUUUGUAAAUCUCUUUUGUAAUAUUAUCUCUUUUCGUUUUCUUUAAAUGUUUUGGUUACGAGUUUUGUUAGGCGAA
Messenger RNA from Arabidopsis lyrata subsp. lyrata, 1484 nucleotides. RefSeq names its product phytolongin Phyl2.1. The record is from RefSeq and is a predicted model, not a curated record. The transcript has a single exon. NCBI's taxonomy places the organism in Eukaryota, Viridiplantae, Streptophyta, Magnoliopsida, Brassicales, Brassicaceae. Bases 451 to 1242 code for a protein of 263 amino acids. Gene Ontology annotation, cellular component: membrane.